AUGAGUUUUCAGGCUUCUCCCGUCAAUACUUCAAUAACAGUGCUUCUACCGCUAGCUUUCCCGUUUGUUCCUAUCAUCACAAGUGAUAAACAAUUAACAGUGGAUGAACUUGAAAAACAAACUGCUGUACCUCUGCCAGUGCUACGACUCAGUCCAGGAUCGUUCAUCGUUCCAGAAACUGGAAGCAAAAACUAUUCAUUUGUUGCUGAGAAUAUUGGUGGUUCAUCAGAAGCCAUCAUCAUGGUGCCACCGUUCAUGAUUGACGAUUAUUCCCUCCCAUUUCGUCUCAUACUGGACGGUAUACGGAACGGCAUAGGUCUUCACGACGGGUAUCGCACGUCUAUGCAGCUGACACAGCGCACAACGAAUAUGACUGAUAAACGUUGCAAUGUGUAUUCAAUUCGUGUGCCGUAUUAUUAUACGAUGCCCCGGUCGAUUUCGAAUUAUUUACGAUACGCAUUACUGAUUGUUGAUGAUCGACAUGCGUUAAGCGAUGCUAACAUAUGCGAAGUGGGACCAAGCUCAACACUGAAACAGUCGUCACUAUGGACUAAAAGUGAAAUUCAAUGCAAUUGCGCAUCGAACGCCCGUGAACGCUGUCGUAAGCAGUACGUCUCGGCAACAAUGUGCGGUCCCUCUUGGAAGCUGGUUCCGGACGAUACAGUAUCGCUAGAUUCGAUCGCAAUGUUCAUACUACUCAUCGCCAACUGUAAUGCUGUGAACGUGGAUUUCCAGAGGCUGCAAAAAUCGAUUGUGUGCGCUUCUGCCCUCGACAGCCGGUGUCCGAUGCUUCGACGUCGUCGUGCGGCUCCAGCAAUUCUUUCGAUGUUGGGUAACACUUCUGUGAAAAACCGGUACGGUGGUGCUUUGCAACAUUAUUUUCCAGCAAUCAACUCACUCGAAAUACAAGCCGUUAACAUGGCUGCGUUAUAUUCGGAUUUCUUCGAGCAACUACAG
Anisakis simplex (herring worm) is the source of this 957-nucleotide messenger RNA. The record is from the annotation of a GenBank genome assembly. Lineage: Eukaryota; Metazoa; Nematoda; Chromadorea; Rhabditida; Anisakidae.